AUGUCUGAUCAUGAGAUCACAAAAAUGGAAGAAGGUGACCUUAAGGCACCAAAACAACAAAAGGAUUUAGGGUUUUUUAGUUCUCCUGAGGUUGUUCAUACCAUACAAAAGGUAAUAGCUGAGGUGAUAGGAACAUACUUCUUAAUAUUUGCAGGGUGUUGUGUAGUGGUUCUGAAUAAAGUGGGAGAGAGUAAAGGAACCAUAACAUUUCCCGGCAUUGCUGUCACAUGGGGUCUAUCAGUUAUGAUCUUGGUUUACUCUCUCGGUCAUAUCUCUGGUGCUCAUUUCAAUCCCGCUGUCACCAUUAGCUUUGCUGUCUAUCGUCAGUUCCCACUCAAACAGGUGCCGAUGUAUAUUGUUGCACAAUUGCUAGGAGCUAUCCUUGCUAGUGGAACAUUGUGCCUUCUUUUUGACCUAGAUGAAAAGUCGUUUUUCGGAACAAUACCGGCUGGAUCUAAUGUUCAAUCUCUUGUUUUCGAGAUGCUAGCAUCAUUUUUAUUGAUGUUUGUUAUAUCCGCUGUUUCCACAGACAAUAGAGCAAUCGGAGAAUUGGCAGGGAUUGCAGUUGGUAUGACAAUAAUAAUAGACGUUUUCGUGGCCGGGCCUAUCUCAGGUGCAUCUAUGAACCCAGCAAGAAGCAUUGGACCUGCAUUGGUGAUGCAUGUUUACAGUGGAUUAUGGGUUUAUAUAGUUGGACCCUUUGUUGGUACCUUUUUAGGUUCCUCAGCCUACAACUUGAUUAGAUUCACUGACAAACCACUAAAUGAAUUAAGUGGAAGCUCAAGCUUCCUCAAUAGUUUAUCAAGAUAA
Molecule: messenger RNA, 810 nt
Organism: Vicia faba (fava bean)
Lineage: Eukaryota; Viridiplantae; Streptophyta; Magnoliopsida; Fabales; Fabaceae
Source: the annotation of a GenBank genome assembly